Pristis pectinata (smalltooth sawfish) is the source of this 859-nucleotide messenger RNA. RefSeq lists its product as uncharacterized. NCBI's taxonomy places the organism in Eukaryota, Metazoa, Chordata, Chondrichthyes, Rhinopristiformes, Pristidae. The record is from RefSeq and is a predicted model, not a curated record. The transcript is spliced from 7 exons. Bases 1 to 819 code for a protein of 272 amino acids.
AUGCAGCAGGAGGCCGGAUCGGAGGUGAGAUGUUGCAAUGAAAAUGCAUUGGAGCAGCAACAGGUCCAGUGUCCUCUCCAAGCCCAGCAACCCAGCACCAAGACUCCAAUUACACCCAGCCGGCUCCAUGUCAAUUUCACUGUCUCCAGAGCAGCCACCGGUCACGUGACACAACACAGGAUGCCGGACCCGGGCUCCAAGCGGAUGUCAUUGCCAUGCACACCCCUGGGCGGCAGUGGAAGAAUCAGUGUUGCACGGAGAAGCUUCACCGUGACACCUUUACUCCUUCCAAAAGUGAGUCAGGCUUCCAUCCCACUGUCCGUCAAUCAGCAUGGUCCACGUAUUAAUCCUCUACACCCACCCGGGGUGAAGAGACGCACGGUCAGUCUAGAAACCUUUGCAGCUCACCACCAUAAUCAACAAAGGGCUCUGGUAAUGCGACAGAAGGAGUAUAACAGGUAUCAUCAGGGCUGGCAACGCCCAUUUUAUGGUUCUGUGGCUGAGAAGGAGGAGUAUAGGUGCGAGAUCAGGCAGCUACUAAAGUGGCAGAUGAAUCAGCAGUGGGAGGCACAGCGUUACGCCCUGUUUAAGCGUGUCAAAGAAGGAGAAGAAGCACGAGAAGCAGAAAGACAGGCUGUUCUUCAGGACCUUGAAAAGCAAAGUGCACGUUCUCGUUUCCUUCAAGCAUUUCGGGAUGAAAACAAGAAGCUGAUGGAAAUGCAGUGGAAGGAGAAAAGGUUAGCAAAAUCCAUGGAUUCACUACGAGAGCGUGAACUGCUGCAAUACAAUCCCAUCAACUGGAGUGGUACACUAAAAUAGAUUUUGAAUCUUUAAAGCUAUCUACAUUUCUCAUGGAUGU